Messenger RNA from Oldenlandia corymbosa var. corymbosa, 1413 nucleotides. The record is from the annotation of a GenBank genome assembly. Lineage: Eukaryota; Viridiplantae; Streptophyta; Magnoliopsida; Gentianales; Rubiaceae.
GAACUAGUAAUUUGAAACGUUUCUGUUUUUCAACGUACGUAGGCCAGUAUUAUUUGUAUAUUUAUUCACAAUUCACAUUAAGUUAAUCUUCGAGGCCGUCUUAUAUAAUUAGUUUUAUUUAAUUACUAGAUGUGUUUUUUGUUUUCUUCCGCAUCACAGGAAGGCCAGCCAGGGGAGAAAAACUGGAUUAUGCUCCAAGGUUUCUAGCUUUUCUGCUACCCUUUGUGAAAGAGGAAGAAAAAGGAAUUAACAAAAAUGACAAGUAUAAGCACCACAGAAGGGUGGAUUCCCGCAGUGCUAAUGGUAUUCUAUAAUGUGAUAUAUGCCUUGAUGACCAUUUUGUGGAAAUUGGCAGCUCAUGAUGGGAUGGAUCUCAGAGUUGCUUCCUCAUAUCGUUUUCUUUUCGGAGCUGUUUCCAUGGCUCCUGUUGCUUUCUUCUUCGAGAGGAAAAAAAGACCAAAGUUGACUUGGAAAGUUAUCUUCUUUGCUUUUCUCUCUGGAUUAUUUGGAGGUACAUUGGGACAAAUUUUAUUCUUAGAAAGCUUGGCACUUACGUCUGCCACUUUUGCCUCGGCUAUGCUCAACCUAGUUCCCGCUACAACAUUUUUGGUAGCCAUAUGCACGAGGUUGGAGAGUUUAGGUUGGCAUACAAAAGCAGGUAAAGCAAAAUUGUUUGGGACAUUGAUAGCAAUUGGAGGAGCAAUGUUGUUCACAUUUUACAAGGGUCCAAAUAUUACCAUUUGGAAAACAAAUGUAAACCUUCUCAACAUCUUGCCUAGCAAUCAUCAUCAUCGGACUUCACCUAAAACACAAGAGGGUAGUAAUCAAGUGCUUGGUAUUAUCCUAGCGUUAUUGUCUUGCCUUUCUGUCUCGUUCUGGCUCAUUUUUCAGGCUAAGGCUGCCAAAUACUACCCUUGUCCAUUGUCUUUCACGGCUCUCAUGACCAUGAUGGCAUUGAUUUUGAAUUUCAUUGCUGCAAGCUGCUUACAGCGUGACUGGAGCCAAUGGAAGUUAGGAUGGAACAUAAGACUUAUUGCCGUAGCUUUUUCGGGUAUUAUAGGGACAACAGUAUUGUAUACCUUGUUAACGAUAGCUAUAGCAAUGAGUGGUCCGCUAUUUGUGUCAGCUUUCGGUCCUUUGCAACUUGUAAUUGUUGCGGUAGUUGGAUCACUCGUGCUUGAAGAGCAUUUAUACUUGGGAAGGUAAGAUCUGUUUUUGAGCUCAUCAAUUAUGUGUAUAUAUAUAUAUAUAUAUUUGCACAUUUAUCGGCGUGUUUUAGUAUAUAUUUGUAUGUUAUAAGAUAUCUACCGUCAUGUUUUAUUAUAUAAUUGUAUGUUAUAAGACAUCUACCGUCAGCAAUAAUGGUUAUUGAUUCAUACUUCUUUUGACAAGAUUUUCUUCUAUCUGUCUCGU